Molecule: messenger RNA, 1936 nt
Organism: Myotis brandtii (Brandt's bat)
Lineage: Eukaryota; Metazoa; Chordata; Mammalia; Chiroptera; Vespertilionidae
Gene: GPR12
Product: G protein-coupled receptor 12
Exons: 1
Coding region: 685-1692 (335 amino acids)
Biological process (GO): G protein-coupled receptor signaling pathway
Cellular component (GO): membrane
Molecular function (GO): G protein-coupled receptor activity
Source: RefSeq, a predicted model, not a curated record
CAGCGCCCUCUCUGUCCCCGUCGCGUCCGCCGCCCGUCCCUGCCGCUAGGGGAGUGGCUGCAGAGUCUGAGCAUCAGUCGGCCGGUCUGUCUGUCUGUCUGCCUGUCUCCACACCUCCAGUGCACUCACCGGCCUUUUGUGCACGUGGGGGAAGCCCGGACCCCUCUUUGUUCUGGCUGGGGGUGUGGAUGAGUGUGUGCACGCGCGCCGGGGAUAUAUUUUAGAGGGUGGGAGCUCCAUGGAAUCGGACGGCUUAUAUAUUCCAUCGGGAUGACCCCGGCUCUGGACUGUGGCUGCAGCCGGCGUGCGGUGCUCCAGCGGCCAGAUGGCAAGUAGCUGCGCGUUCUGGGCUGCGGGAGAGGAUGGAGUGUGUCUCCCGCACUUCAGCACACAGACCGCGCCGCCCCUGGGGGCCUGCCUCACUGGCAGCCGUGUUUUGAGGUCCUUUCCUGUGUUUUCCCAAGUGCCACACGGCAUUUUUCAUAGUGAGUCUUAAAUCACGGAGACUUUGGCUUUUGUUUUAUUUCAUCACAGUUUGUCAUUCACGAAGCUCGUGGCAUUUGCUAGCGGUGUUUGAAGAGGGGCUGGCUGUCUUUUUGUGUAGUUCUGCAUGAUCUUGGACUGUCCCCCUGCUGUGCCUGUCCAUUAAAAGACUGUCUUUUUGUUGAAGAGGACGGGGUUAAAAUGACCGGAGACCCGCAGGCCAAUCUCAGCGGCUUGCUCCGGGGUUACUUAGAUGCGGGUGCUCCUGUGGAGAACGUCUCCGCUGCCGUCUCCUCCCAGGUUCCCGCUGUGGAGCCAGAGCCGGAGCUCGUGGUGAACCCCUGGGACAUUGUCUUGUGCACCUCAGGAACUCUCAUCUCCUGUGAAAAUGCCAUCGUGGUCCUUAUCAUCUUCCACAACCCCAGCCUCCGAGCGCCCAUGUUCCUGCUGAUCGGCAGCCUGGCUCUGGCAGACCUGCUGGCCGGCGUUGGACUCAUCAUCAAUUUUGUGUUUGCCUACCUGCUUCAGUCGGAAGCCACCAGGCUGGUCACCAUUGGCCUCAUUGUCGCCUCUUUCUCUGCCUCUGUCUGCAGCUUGCUGGCCAUCACCGUGGACCGCUAUCUCUCCCUGUAUUACGCUCUGACAUACCAUUCGGAGAGGACAGUCACCUUUACCUAUGUCAUGCUUAUCAUGCUCUGGGGGACCUCCAUCUGCCUGGGACUGCUGCCCAUCCUGGGCUGGAACUGCCUCCGGGACGAGUCCACCUGCAGUGUGGUCAGACCUCUCACCAAGAACAACACGGCCAUCCUCUCCAUCUCCUUCCUCUUCAUGUUCGCGCUCAUGCUUCAGCUCUACAUCCAGAUCUGCAAGAUCGUCAUGAGGCACGCCCACCAGAUAGCCCUGCAGCACCACUUCCUGGCCACCUCGCACUAUGUGACCACCCGGAAAGGGGUCUCCACCCUGGCCAUCAUCCUGGGGACCUUUGCUGCUUGCUGGAUGCCUUUUACCCUCUAUUCCUUGAUAGCUGAUUACACCUAUCCCUCCAUCUACACCUACGCCACCCUCCUGCCCGCCACCUACAAUUCCAUCAUCAACCCUGUCAUAUACGCGUUCAGAAACCAAGAGAUCCAGAAAGCCCUCUGCCUCAUCUGCUGCGGCUGCAUCCCAUCCAGCCUCUCCCAGAGAACGCGGUCCCCCAGCGACGUGUAGCAGCCUUCCAAUGACAGGAUGCUGCUCACCCAAUGCUGCAUCUACCAAGCACUUCCACUGCCUGGUGACCGGUCCAGAUGCUUUCCUUAGAUUCUGUAUGCGGGAUUCUCUUUGGAGCCACAGAAACAUUUAGCAUUCGUGAAACUUUCAUUCAGAUCAGUUAAGUGAUUGGAAUGAAAAUAAUGUUACCUGUGUUUUCACACUUUUAAAAAAAUUGUUGAGGUCUUUGCUCAACAUUUUGUUG